Aspergillus tubingensis is the source of this 1098-nucleotide messenger RNA. Its product is annotated as S-adenosyl-L-methionine-dependent methyltransferase. The coding region runs from base 1 to 1098 and encodes 365 amino acids. The record is from RefSeq and is a predicted model, not a curated record. Gene Ontology annotation, molecular function: O-methyltransferase activity. NCBI's taxonomy places the organism in Eukaryota, Fungi, Ascomycota, Eurotiomycetes, Eurotiales, Aspergillaceae. The transcript has 6 exons.
AUGGAAGCGCUUACCCAAGAAGUUCGAAGACUGGUCGAAGCUGGUGAUGAGAAGACUCGCAAAGAUGUCUUGGAUGCCCUACAUAAGCUGAGUGUUUCGAUUGAGUCUCCGGACGACACUGUGCAGCGACUUACAUUCUAUAACAUGCAAUUGGCCAGAAUCCGUAUCGGUAUUGACCUGAAGCUCUUCGAGCUAUUGCUUGAUGGUCCCCUUACUGUGGAUGACCUGAGCCAGAAGACGGGAGCCAAUCCAGUCUUCCUUGCUCGUAUCCUGCGCUACCUGGCAUCUUAUCAUGCAGUCGAGGAGGUCUCCAAAGAUACCUUUACUGCAUCGAAUAUAUCGAAGACAUUUGCCGUAUCUGGUCAUCAAGCUGCGGUUGGUCAUAUGUGGAACAACUGCGGUCAGAUAAUCCAAGACAAUGUCAAAACCCCCUUUCAAAAAGCCCUCAACACCGACGUACCAGCUUUCAUCUAUAUGCAGCAGCAUCCCGAGGCCCUAGGCUAUUUUGUGGAGCAUAUGAUGGCCAACCGCGCCGGUAUGCCUACUUUUCUGGACACCUAUCCAGUCUUGGAAAAGGCGACUGGUCUGAGCCCUGAAAGAGCCCUAUUCGUUGAUAUAGGAGGUGGCUUGGGUCACCAAGCAGUCAGCUUCAAGCAGCGCUACCCCCAGCUUGAGGGCCGAGUGAUUGUCCAGGACCUUGCCCAAACCUUAGCUCACGCCAUUGACUUCCCUGGGGUGGAGAAGCAGAUGUAUGACUUUUUUACGCCCCAGGUUGUGAAAGGUGCGAAAUUUUACUAUCUCCGGAAUAUCUUCCAUGACUGGCCCGAUUAUAAAGUACUGGAGAUUAUCAAGAAUAUAACUGAGGCCAUGGCACCCGACUCAUAUCUCUUGAUUGACGAGAUGGUUCUGCCUAACACGGGGGUUCACUGGCAGCAGGCGCAAUUGGAUAUGUUGAUGAUGGCUACUCUAGGAGCGAGGGAACGUACCGAGGAGCAGUGGUAUCGUCUGGCAGAGGAGGCUGGGCUGACCAUCAAUAAAGUGUAUACUUAUACGAUGAGCCUGCGGGAUAGCAUCAUUGAGGCUGUGCCCAAGGCUUAG